AUGCUGACCCGUCAGCCAUCCAGCGGUCCUUCUGGAUCAUCAACCUUGGUUGAGGAUGAGUGGAACGAUGAGGAUCCGGAAACGCAGCAAGAUUAUCAGGAGUUCGCUAGUUGGCUCGCCACUUUUGACCAACCUCCUCCUGGUUCCUCACCACUUCCAGCCCUUCCAGCCCCUGAAACCGCUGGACCUGCAUCUAUGCACCCUCCACCGCCUCCACCUUCAAAGAUGGAUCUCGAGUCAUCCCGUGCUACCUUGCCUUGUGCAGUUUGCAAGAAGGUAAGUUCAUGUCAGUGCGCUGCCAUUGCUGCACUCAAGGAGCGCAUCAUCCAAAAGAAGACGGAGGUGAUGCUACGGCUCAACAAGGAGGCCACCGCGGUAAGUCUUGACUCACCUGGUACCACACCUGCAGGCCAACAUCCAGCAAAGCUACCAUGCGGUGAUGCCGAAGAGACACAGCCAAUGCACGAGUUUGGCUUCCAAGCGGCAACCAUGCAUUUAGACCUCGAGGACUCACAGGUGCCUUUUGAGAUGGAGCCAAGCUUGGGGCAAGCUGGGACUGAGGUGCUCACCCGUCGACAGCAGCUGAAGCUCAAAGACGACAUGGAAGCUGAGCGGAAGCGCAAGGAGUUUGAGAAGGAGCUUGAAAAGCAGGAAAAGAAGCGUGCUCCGAAGGUGAGUGCUGCCAAAGCGGAAGUUGCACCUAAAGCCAAAGGCAGAGCAGCCCAGAAGCGGGCCAAUGAGGAAGAGCCAGAGCCACCUGUGGGCGAGUCAUCAGGGCCAUCAAAUGGCAAGGCCAAAGCAAGGGGAAAGGCCGAGGCCAAAUCCUCGCCCAAGGCCAAGGCAAAGACCAAAGCCAGUUACAUGGCUAAGUUCUCUCCUCGCAUGAAGGCUCGUGCGGGCAAGAAAGCAAAGAGGGAGGACUCUGUGGACUCACAUGCUGUGAGCGUGGAGAUGCAAAACAGUGCUCGGCAAGUUGCUCAUGAGGUCGCAGGUAUGGGUGGCUUGCCUGAUCCGGCAGUCCGCACGCCAAGGCGGAGAUUGUUUCGUGCUGCGGAGUCACCUGCACAAAGUGAGCAUGGGCCUGAGGGGGCAGAGCCACAGCCAAAGGCAAAGGCUGCCGCCAAGAGGAAGGCUGCGGCCAAGAGGAGGGCAGCCCCUGCGGAGGAGGACGGUGAAGAGGGCGCUCCGCAGCCGAAGCGCCGGGCCAGGGCUCCGAGGGCAAGACCUUCUGUUGCUGAGGACCGACUUCUUCGGGAUGAUGUGAUCAUCCAGCGGAUCCGCCAGGAGAUGCUCGAGGUUGAGCAGACCUAUGCAGAAGUCGUGGAUAUCAAGAAUUACCUCAAUGACACUGUGCCGGAGUGGAAGUAUGUGAAGUUGAUUCCGUACUGGACUCGGUGUGCCACGGGUGUCAAAUGGCCUCUCUUGCCUGGCAGCCCGCAGGUGGCAUACUUCUCGGCACCAGAUGGCCAAGAUCUCCCUGGUCAUGCUGACCGAUGGACUCCAAGAAUGACCAGCACCCACAUGGCCGCGAGAAUCUUUGCAUCUUGGUUGGCGGGGCAGGGAUCUAUCGACCUGAGCGACCCUGAAGAAAGCCGCGAGUUCAAUUACAGGAUGUCCGUGGCGAAGUUUAAUCUCUCGCAGGCUUUAGGUGGUACUCCAGUGUAA
This is a messenger RNA of Durusdinium trenchii, 1665 nucleotides long. NCBI's taxonomy places the organism in Eukaryota, Dinophyceae, Suessiales, Symbiodiniaceae. The record is from the annotation of a GenBank genome assembly.